UCUGGCGCACUUCGUACGGGAAUCAAGAGAAGGCGGCGCUGCGACGCUCUCUACGCAGUGCGGGUGCGCGGAGGAGAUGUCGGCGGGGAGGACCCGGAGACAUUACUGACGUUGUUUCAGUUUGUACGCAGAGAUAUUUCUCUCCGGAGCUGCAGGCGACCACAGAGCGAAGAAUGGGAAGGAGGAUACGUGGAGUGUUUCCCGCUCAGAGCCUGGCUGUCUCCACCGAACACCGACUUUUAAUGUUCAGCGGGAUCUUCAGGAGGGACUAGCUUCAGGAAACACAGCUAGCUAGCAGUGCAGGCUAGCUUCGCAGCUAAGUGCUGCUUAUAGUGGCCCGUAACCAACCUCCCAGCUAGCGUCCGUCGCAUGCACAGGAAGAAAAGAUGGUGUACCUGCUGAACCCUAUAGAGAACCUGCGGAGCUACAUCAACAACCGUCCACCGCUGGUCAUCUUUAUGAUCAGCGUCAGCGCAGUGGCCAUCGCCUUCCUGACCAUCGGGUAUUUCUUCAAGAUUAAAGAGAUCAAGUCUCCGGAGCUGACGGAGGACUGGAACACCUUCCUGCUGCGCUUCAACGAGCUGGACUUCUGCGUGUCGGAGAAUGAGACAAUAAAACACGGUCUGAACGAGUCGACCACGCCGGAGAGCAUGGUGGUGACCAGCGGACAGGCUCGCUCCAGCACCCAGGUCCCCCUCCUGCUGGAGGACUCUGGCCCCAUCAACAUCUCGGUCCCCAUCACCCUCACGCUGGAUCCCCAGCGCCCGUUUGGAGGCUACUCUCGCAAUAUCACCCACCUGUACGCCACAGUGCUGGGGCAGCAGGUCGGCCUGUCUGGCCGGGAAGCUCAUGAAGAAAUAAACAUCACGUUCACGCUGCCUUUAUCCUGGAACUCAGACGACUGCGUGCUGCACGGACACUGCGAGCAGGUGGUGUUCAGCACUUGCAUGACCAUCACGGCGGCCAGCAAUAUCUUCCCAGUCACAGUGCAGCCACCACACUGCGUUCCUGAGACGUACACCAACGCCACCUCCUGGUACAAGGUGUUCACUACGGUCCGCGACUCAGACACCAAGUACAGUCAGGACUAUAAUCCCUUCUGGUGUUACAAAGGAGCCAUCGGCAAAGUGUACCACGCACUCAACCCAAAGCUGACCGUCAUCGUCCCAGAUGACGACCGCUCCCUCAUCAACCUGCACCUGAUGCACACGAGCUACUUCCUGUUCGUCAUGGUCAUCACUAUGUUCUGCUAUGCAGUCAUCAAGGGACGGCCCGGCAAAGUCCGACAGAGCAACCCAGACUUCUGUCCUGAGAAGUUUCAGAGGAAACAACAUGCUGUUCUUUGUGUUUGUUGGAGUCGUGAUGUCAGAUGCUUCUGCCCUCAGGUGUGCUGAAACUACAGGUGGCGUUAUCAGAGGGCUAACCGGCUGUGGGAGAGCUGCGUGAGGACUGACCUGUGAUGAGGACGAAGAGACAGAAGAAUAAAAUAAACCAGUUGCCUAGUGAACCGUGGAAACACAAUAAGGGACACAAAAGCUCUGUGAAUGCAUUACUCUGCAAUGUUGGGUUUCUCCAACCAAAGAUAUACAAGUGCCUGUAUCUGUCCUGUAAAUAUUUGUAGGAACUCUGAGAUUCUGUGCGAAGCCUCUCUCUCUCUCUCUUGGUAUUGUUUUCUUAUGAUUUUGCCUGAGUCCCCAUGUGCCAUGUCAGAACAUGCAGUACAGAAACAAAGCAGAAGGCCGCAUCGUCCAUCGUUCAGCCUCGUUAACGCAGACACACCUCAGACGCUGAGAGGCGACCUGAGUCCAGACUGAUCCACAGCCGCUGUAAUCAGAGCACUUCUAUCUGCCAACUAAAUUACUGUCAGCCCGAGUACUCAGCUGGAGAUAAUUAUAAUAAUUCAGCCCUCAGCUUUAACAGUAAACAAUGAAUUUAGUACUUUUCUCUGCAGUGACAUUGGACAUUACAUAAAGUACUAAUUAGUUUACUUAAUUAAGCUGUUAAUCAUAUCUGGUUGUGUCCCUGUGUGUCUGCACUCUGCUCAUUACUACAUAAAGACAAAACAGCAUCGACGCUGAAGUUAAUGACUUCCAUCAUCCUGUGGUCUUAUCGCCAGUCCGUUUUAAUGAGCCACAGUCUGUUUGUCUGUUAGAUGAAAUCAGUUUCUGCCUUUUGUUUUCCUCCUCUGAGCUUCUUCAUCGCUGCAGCGGCUCCUCGUCUUUUGUUGCUCCUGGAUGAAGCAGAAUAUUUUCUUGCCUUACCUUCGGUGGACUCGCUUGCUUGGAAACAGACGUGGAGACGGUUUCCUUCUUCUUCCACAGACAUCCUCCUCUGUGUCCUCCAGCCUGAGGAGGCCGUGCUCUGUGAUCGGUCCUGUUGGUGUCACUUGUUAGAUUUCAGGAUGUUUUCAUCUGAAACAAUCAUCAUCAGCUGUUUCCUGUUAGUGCACCUUUAGAUGUGUUGCACAUUUUGUCUGUGAGGAUUUUUUCUUUUGUCCGACGUCAACAGAACUUUAUAAAGUUAGUUUCAGUCGGACGCAUUCUGAAGAUAAAUAUAAUUAUAUAUUAUUAUAUAAUUAUAUUUAUGAUUAAAUCAUUUAAUUUUUCUAUUGUUCUGUAGUUCAGCAGAAUGUGCAGACUGUCAGUGUGAACGUGUGAACUGUUGUGAUAUUAACGGCGGCUUCAGACUGUCAGACUGUUGCUCAGAAGUUUAUUUAUGUCCACGUGACUUAUUGAGACGCUGAAGCUCAAACUGAAGCUUUAAGGAUAAAAUUCGUUCUCUUCCACUGAUGAUUUCUGUUCAGGGCUGACUGACAAUCAUUCGUUUUAAAUGUUCUGCAGACAAAGACACAGAGUUUACUGUGACACGAGAGGCUGCAGGCGCCUCAGAACUCCACCUUUAAACUCUGAACUGACAAUUAACUUUUUGACUUUUCUUGGAAGUUAAAAUUGUGAAUCAGAAUUUUCAGGAGAAAAUAUUCAAUCUCAGACUUUAAAGUUGGACUUCUGAAGAGAAGAAGAUGAAAAUACAGAGGAGAAGAGAGAGACACGAGUCAGAACACGUCGAGUCGUUCAGGAUGUUGUCAGAUCUGAGCUGCUUAAACUAAAACUAGAGAAUAAAAACGGUCUGAAUCUGCCUUUAAUAUCAAUAUUUUUCAAUAUAGCUGACACAUUUUUUGACCUCUGUUCAGAUUCUGUUCCAUAAUUAAUUGAUGUACCUGUUGAAUGUACUUUUUUUUUUAUAAGCAGUAGAAAUAAUCUAAGAUGCAACAGUUCCUCCUGAUUUUAAACGAUGACGUAGUUUCAGACUUUUUCAGUUCUAAAGGCUUUACUUGAAUCGCGUUUCGUUCGAGUGCUGUUCACAUAUUAUUAUUAUUAUUAUUAUUAUGAGGUUUAUCCUUUAUUAUUAUUGUAUCAAACACUUUGUGCAUUUGAUUUCUGUGAGUUUGUUGGUGAACGAGUGUUUCUGACGCGAGGACAAGUCUUCCUGAUUCUGAUGUGUCUCAUAUCUGAACAUGUUCACCUUCAUCACCUUCAUCAUCACCUUCAUCUCUCCUGUGCUUCUUCUGGAGGAUUCGGCAGCUCUCAUUGGACAGUUGGAAGUGUUUGCAGGUGUGUGAGUGAGUGAAGCUGCCAUGUUGAUGCCAAACCACCUGCUUCCUGUCAGUGAGCUGUAUUUACCUGCUUCUGUCCCUCACUUUGGUUUUAUUACAGAAUGCCUUUACACGUCCAGUUUAAGUUUUCUGAUCCACAUAUCUCAUGUUGUAAACAGACAGUGAACAGAGUGAUGAUGCUUGUUCAGUGCACAUGUAGAGGAACAGACUCUACAGGAUGCUCUGCUGUGUCACUGCUGAUGGGAGUGAAACAGGAGUGUAACUUCUGCUCUGCAUCGUGAAGUGAACACAUCACGUCCACUGUGAGGCGCCACGUCACCCUCCAUCCUCUCCGUCAUGUUAGUAGCGCUUACAGGCGAGUAUAAAGCCAACUGUGUGCCUUCUGCACUAUCCAGCUGCAUCCUCCUCCUCCCUGUACAUACAGUAGAUAGGACCGUAGGUUUAAUGUGGCUGCAACGUCAUCCUCCAGUGGAACUGCUGUAAAUGAACUCAAGUUUAAAUAAACUGUCUCUAAAGUUCA
Messenger RNA from Acanthopagrus latus (yellowfin seabream), 4133 nucleotides. It is a transcript of the gene tmem248, whose product is annotated as transmembrane protein 248. Lineage: Eukaryota; Metazoa; Chordata; Actinopteri; Spariformes; Sparidae. The transcript is spliced from 8 exons. The record is from RefSeq and is a predicted model, not a curated record. Bases 387 to 1394 code for a protein of 335 amino acids.